UCACACAACAUCUACCACAUUCAACCAGUGAAUUGCGCGUGAGUGUAGCAGUGGUCGACGACCACAGAUUAUUGAGUGCCGGUGAUAGUGAAAUAUGAAGUUUACGGUAACAAUAUUCCUGUUGGUGGCGGCGUGCCAUGCCGCUGAGCCUCCGCCAUACAGAGGGCGGCAGAAGGCCAGGGACACACUGAGCACAGACAAGAGGGAGCUGGCCGAGGGAAGUGGGAAUGUGGACAAGAGAGAGUCUUUAUCUACCGUGGCCCCGUCUCCUACGCCAGGAAUCGAAUACGCAGACUCAAAAGAAUCACAGCAGGACAAAUCACCGGCUCAACAAGUGUACGCGACACCAGUGCCCCAGCUCUCCAAGAUAUCAGACGUGCUGACUGGUCAAGGACCCCCAUUCCCAGCGGCUAUCGCUAGCCACCUCUACUCUCCCAUAUCCGUCUACCAGCCAAGAUUAAGCGCACCUACUACGUACGAGCUAUCACCGCCAAUUCCGUCUCAACUAGCGUACUCCGAGCACAAGAUAGCAUACCAACAACAGCCGAACGCCAUCCCAGUAGCAACCUCGGCUCCCCUGAAAGUCUUACCCAACUACCAACCCGCUUACCAACAACAAAUCUUAUUGCAACCCCAACCCCUCUCUUCUCUGCAACAACUACAACCCCAAUCCAUUGCUCCUCCUCAACAAUUACAAUCUCAACCUAUUGCACCACCUCAACAGUUACAACCCCAACCCCUCCCCCCACCCCAACAACUACAACUUCAACCCAUCCCACCUCAACAACAACUCUUGCAGGAGAUUCCUCAAAACUACCAACAACCUCAAUUCCAAAUAAUCAGACCGAUUCAAUACAUUCAAGGUCUUCCUCUAACAUACCCUGGACCAGCUCCAGGACUGUAUCUUAGAAACCAAGUACAACUUCCGUACCUUCAGCCUCCCCAACUGAUUCCCGUUCCCGUUCAAUACUCGCAACUCCAGCCGGGAAUCGUCUACACUCAAAAUUCAAACAACGCUCCCCAGAAUCCACUGCAGAAGCCCCAGCAAGCGCCAGUGGAGCAGCAGCCUCAACAGCAACAGAUUGUUGAGAAACAGGAACCUCAGCAACAAAUACAGAAACCCAGCGUUCAACUGCGAGCCUACAGCCAGCCCCAAGGAGCGGUCAGCUACGCCAGCUUCUCACAAAGCCAACCUUCUCGACUGUACCUUCCGAAAGAGCCAGAACAGACAUAUCAACCGCCACAGCCUCAGCCACCUCGCCUCACCCUGCAGUUCAGAAGCCAACCUCUAAACACCCACAUAAAGCCUGAGGGGGCCGAAAAUCUUGAGUCAUCCAAAUCUCUAAAACCAAUUUCGUACUUCAGACCAGGUGCUACCAUACCAUUUCAGCCGAUACAGCAACAAGUCCUUCCGCAGCAGCCGCUUCUGAUCCAAAAUCAAGGCUACGGAUCGCAACCGUACAACGCAUCGCCAACCUUCCCCCCUGUGCAGUAUUUCGGCAAAAACGCUCAAAGAAUCUUUCCUAGAUAUUCCCCUAAGUCUUAAAUAUUUUAUUUUGUAUAGGGACGUACAAAAUGAUGAAAUUGAACAUUGGUGAACCCUAGUGAUGUAAUUUUUGUACAUCUAGUAUAAGCUGGUGCUCGUUGUAAAUUGGUUCAUAGUGUUCAACCAUUCGUAGUUGUUGUACGUUCGUGACUAAAAGAUCCAUCAAUAAAAUUAUUAAAUGCUGUUUCAAAAAAGAUAUAGCAGUUAAUAAUUUUGUUGAUGACAAAUUUAACACGAAUAGAGAAUUUUGUUGAUGGAUAAUAAAGUAUAUUUGAGUAUCUAGAUAUAUUCUUAGUAAACAAAGUCACGAAGGUGCUGCGUAUUAUAAUAAUUAACUGUGAUGCCAUACGAAUCUUUACUUUUGUAAGAAAUUUUACCAAUAAAUUUUAAGAUAUA
Plodia interpunctella (Indianmeal moth) is the source of this 1942-nucleotide messenger RNA. Its product is annotated as bromodomain-containing protein 4-like. The transcript has 6 exons. Bases 95 to 1546 code for a protein of 483 amino acids. The record is from RefSeq and is a predicted model, not a curated record. NCBI's taxonomy places the organism in Eukaryota, Metazoa, Arthropoda, Insecta, Lepidoptera, Pyralidae.